Molecule: messenger RNA, 2335 nt
Organism: Penaeus monodon (black tiger shrimp)
Lineage: Eukaryota; Metazoa; Arthropoda; Malacostraca; Decapoda; Penaeidae
Biological process (GO): lipid homeostasis; triglyceride catabolic process
Cellular component (GO): membrane; lipid droplet; cytoplasm
Molecular function (GO): triacylglycerol lipase activity
Source: RefSeq, a predicted model, not a curated record
AUGUUCUCCAAACAUGGAAGCGAGCACUCAGCGUGGUACCAGCUCCUGGCCGCAGAGAAGGAGAGGAAGCGAAAUUUGGAAAAAAUAAGCGGCAUAACCUUCUGCGGUUGUGGCUUCCUCGGCAUCUACCUCGUCGGCGCCGCUGCUUAUAUUGAGGAACAUUACCCUCGUUUACUCAGUCGCCAGCUUGGAGGCUCUUCCUUCGGGUCUAUUGUCGCGGCCUGUGUGGCGUGUGCCGUGCCGUUGCAGCACAUCCGACGCAUCCUGAUCUCGGAAGUAAAGAGAGUAAGGAAGACGUUCCUGGGACCUCUCAACCCGAACUACCGGUUGGAGGAGCCUCUUAUGAACGCCCUUCUGGAGGUUCUGCCGGCUGACGCGCACAUGCGGGCCUCUGGUCGCGUCUUCCUCUCCCUCACCAGCGUGUCGACCUUUGCCAGCGAGGUGGUGAGCCGAUAUUCUUCGAGGGACGAGCUGAUACGCGCUAUUCUUUGUUGUUGCUUCCUGCCUUAUAUCUCCGGUUUCUCUGCUCCGAGCUUCAAGGGACGAAGGUACAUGGACGGAGGUUUCAGUAACAUCAAGCCCCUCGAAGGACCCUCCGUCAUCACCAUCAACGCCUUCUCGGGGAACUUCGACAUCUGUCCUCAAGAUUCCGUCGGCGAACACCGGCCUCUGAACCCCUUCCUUGGCCUCUGCGUCGCCAUGAGCCAAGAGAACCUCUUCAGACUCAAAUGGGGGCUCCUGCCUCCGGAACCCGAAGUGCUCGACCAGUACUUUCACUUCGGGUACUUCCACGCCAGGAACUUUUUGAGCCCGGGCGGUCCCAAGAUCCCAAGACUGGUGGAGUGCAAGGUGGAGGAGAGCGAGGAGAGCAAAGCGGACUGCCUCGUGCAUGACGUAGGGGACGCCAAAGGAACUACAAAAACGCCUUCGAUCUUCGUCAGGAACAGCGCAGUUCUCAGCAUCUUCUACGGCGAAGGAUUCCCCUCUAGGACGUUUACAGAUGGAGAUACAGCAUUCGAGGUCCAUCUUCAGUUGGGAAACAAAACCUUCAUUUUGGCUUUUGGCGAAUUCAGAUUACAGGUGUCACAGCAGGGACAAGAAAUGCGGGACUUUGGCGACGCCGCCUUCCCUCUGGAUUUGCGUCGGGGUACAUGGCAGAUGAUCGGCGUGGGCGCGGCGGGCGGCUGGCUGACCGUCAUGGACCCGCUCUCGCCUGACCUGGUUUUCCAGCGACAUCUCGGCGACGCGGGGGGCGGGGCGACGAGGCUGCACGUCGUCAGCCAAAUGCAGCUAGCGGUCAUCUUCAACUGUGAAGCGGGUUGCCCCGUGCUCACAAGCCCCUCGUUAACAGCGCAGCAUCUUCAGGUAGCGUCCAGCCGCGCGCUCUAUGUGUUCCCGCUUACCAAUCGUUACACAGUUUCACUUGAGGUGGAGGUGGCGGGAGCGGGAGGCGGAGGAGAGGAGGCGGAGAGGCUGCGGCUGGAGGUGCACCCGGGGGGCAUGGCUCGCCUCAGAGAGUGGAACAAGGUGCAGGUCCUCCUUGAGCCAGGGAACCACGAGAACCUGGUGAUUUUGGAGAUAAACGGAGAAGUGACCUCGAGCGACGCUGUUCGUGGCAGUCUGGAAAACGUUCACGUGACACUGACGGAAAUCAGCGAUGCUAAGUUUGCUGCGCGUUGUAGACCCGCCAGUCCCCGGAAAGAAAUGGCCGGUACCAUCCCUUUCUCCUCCUGCUCAUGGAACCUCGUGCUUGGGUUGAUAGCAGUGUCCGCCCUACUCUCUUUCCUCUUGUUCAUCACCUGCUGCCUCCUCUGCUGGACCAAGUGCAAAAGCAGAGCUAACAAUGACAAAGACAUUGCAAAACGUAUGAUAAGAAGGACACAUCCAUUGCGUGAAGAACGCAAAGUCACGUCUUACCAUCACUACGAAGAAGUAGAGAGGGUCGUUGCCGAGGCCGUGUUCCGAUCCAGUCCUCUGUGUUCCGUCCCCGAAGAGAGCGCGUCCGAACCCCCUGACGUGGACUUGGCCGUGGGUGGAGAACAGCUGUACCAGAACAUACCCGGGUCUUACAAGGUGUAGAGGGAACGCGUCACAAGAGUCGUUUUAUUUUCAUCAGGUUGAAGAAUGUUACUGCUGGUUUUGAUUAUUUUGAGGGUUUAUGACUCGACAGUAAGAUAAUGAUUUCCGCUAUUAACGAUUCUGAUAGCACCAACAUUACUACUGCUACUAAUACUACCACUGCUAUUACUACUACUCUAUCUACGCUACUACUAUUACUACUGGGAGUGGUAGUAGUAAUAGCUACUAUUUCUAACUGCUACUACACCACCAUUAC